Molecule: messenger RNA, 1698 nt
Organism: Moneuplotes crassus
Lineage: Eukaryota; Ciliophora; Spirotrichea; Euplotida; Euplotidae
Source: the annotation of a GenBank genome assembly
AUGGAUUCCCACGGAGCUUCUCAGACCCAACCAGAGAUUACUGACGAAAUCUCAGAGAAAAUCAGAGAAUUUUGUGAUGAAUUUGAUAUGUUUGAGAGACAAGUCAAGAGAGGAAUGAUGCAUAAUUUCGGAAACAGGCUUGAAGAAACAAUGUGUGAGAAUGACCAAGCUAUCAAGAACUUUAUUUUCAGAAUUUAUUGUAUCUUCUAUUAUUACAUGAAAGCAUUAAAUACAGAGAAAGCUAUCUCCUUCUUUAUCUCUAAAUACCACUAUUUCACGGAAAGUGGAGAUUAUUUCUUGGAAGAAAAUGAGAAACCUCUCUACUCUGUCUUGUUAUGAGAGAAGGAAAACUUGGAAGCAAGAAUUCCUGGGAAAUUUGAUUUUGAUAAUCCAAGAUUCCCUGACAUCAACUCUCUCAAAGCUCAUCAAGACCAACUGAUUUCAACAGUCUAUUCUGAUAUCUACGAGAAAAUAAUUGAUCUUGAGAACAGCAAGUGGCACACAAUUUUUGAGAUUGUGAAGGAUAACAAGGCAAAGAACAUUCAUGCUACUAUCAUAGAUUUCCCUAUUCUCGAGCAGAACCUGAACUUGCAGACUGAGAAACUUCUAGAUUACUCUAAAGACAGAGUGGAUGACAUGAGCCUAAUGAAAUACAUGGUACAUGAUACUAAAGACAAGAUUAUAUGCAGUGAUAUCAGCCAGACAGGCCAAAUAGUCGCAAUUGGCUUCGAAGAUGGCCUUAUCAAAAUAUUUAAGCAUAAAAUCUCCUCCUCUGCUUCAGGCUCUAAAAGAACUAGAGGAAUUGUAAGAAGCUACUCUGAAAGAUCCAUGGGAACAGACCUAAAAGAUGAAGAUGUAAAGGAGAGCACAGAUAACUUGAUCGGACAUAAAGGAGCUGUAUUUUGCCUGUCCAUUUCUGAUGAUGAAAAAUUACUCAUCUCAGGUUCUUAUGAUUCUAACAUCAGACUGUGGUGACUUAAUGAUGGCAGUUGAGUGUACUGCUAUAAAGCCCACCAAGGCCCGGUGUGGGAUUUAAAGUUUUUCACCUUCUCUAAUUUCUUUGCUAGUGCUUCUGCUGACUCCCUUGCUAAAAUGUGGAUUAUCUCAAAGUUCGAGCCUGUGAGAAUAUUCGCUUUUCAUGAGACUGAUGUGAUCAAGAUAGAGUUUGUGUCUAAAUAUAAGUCCCUUGUAACAGCUUCAAUUGAUUUCCAGAUGGUUAUUUGGAACAUAAUCAAGGGUGAGAAAAUGAUUGUUAUAAAUUCGAUUAAAUCACCAAUUAGAUCCUUAGUGGUUACCAAGAACUGUAGAUAUCUUCUUACUGGAGAUGAGUAUGGUAAUCUGUGCAUCUUUGACCUAAACUUUAAGUGUAUCAACAUUCUGAACCUGAAGCAUUGUUAUAAUAAAGCAAUUUGGAAUAUUAGUUUUGAUCAAUACUUCAACUUCCUUGCUGUUGGAGAUGAGGAUACCAUAACAGUUUACGACUUUAAGGAGCUCUGAAAGGUAGCCAUCAUUGACCCAUCACAGAAGGAAAGAAAUCCCCCUGAUAACUGUAUCAUUCAUAAGAUGUCCAUCGGAGAAAGUAUAGAUAACAGAAUGUAUGGAAUUAAGCUUACCAAGUCGAAUAUCGUGGUUGCUGUUAUUAAAGGUGAUGAAAGCUAACUCAACAAGGUUUAAAUGUCAAGAUUAUUCAACUAAUCU